Molecule: messenger RNA, 927 nt
Organism: Daktulosphaira vitifoliae (grape phylloxera)
Lineage: Eukaryota; Metazoa; Arthropoda; Insecta; Hemiptera; Phylloxeridae
Exons: 1
Coding region: 1-927 (308 amino acids)
Source: RefSeq, a predicted model, not a curated record
AUGAAGGCGUAUAUAGAUUUGAAUACAAGAAAACNUUUGGAUGAAGGCUAUAUAGAUUUGAAUACGAGAAAACGUAUGGAGUCCAAGUCGACUUUCGAAAUUGAAUUUUUUAAACUUAUGAUCAACAGUAUAUACGGUAAAUGUCUGGAAAACCCAGAAAAAAGAAUAGACGUGAAAAUAGUAACCAAGUGGGAAAAUAUUGGUAAAAGAUACGGGGCAAGUGUAUUAAUAUCUAAACCAAAUUUUGAUAGUGUCGCAAUAUUUGAUAGCAAUAUGGCAGCCAUUCAUUUAAAAAAAUUUGAAAUUGUAUAUGAUAGACCGAUUUACGUUGGUUUUUCAGUAUUGGAAAUUUCCAAAACUAUCAUAUACGAUUUCCACUAUAAUUUUAUGAAAAAAAUGUAUGGAAAUAAGUGUAAGUUGUUGUACACGGAUACUGACUCUCUAUUUUACGAAAUACAAACAGUAGAUGUGUACGAUGAUGUCAAAAAAAAUAUAGAAAAAUUCGAUACGUCAAACUAUGACCCCAACAACGUGUAUGGUAUACCGCUUGUUAACAAAAAAGUUAUAGGACUCAUGAAAGAUGAAAUGGGAGGUAAAAUUUUAAACAAAUAUAUUGGGAUAUGCAGUAAAAUAUACAUGAUGCACCGUGGUAAAGAUGUGGGGAAAAAAAAUAAGGGAUUAAAAAAAAGUGUAUUAAAUGAGACAAUAAGUGAAAAUGACUAUUUAAAUUGUAUAAGUUUUCACGAUCUUAAAAUUUUACGUAGCAUGUAUGUUUUUCGUUCAUACAAGCAUAAAUUAUUCACCGAAAAAAUAAAUAAAAUUGCAUUAGAAUUUAAGGAUGACAAGCGGUAUCAAAUACCAAACAGUCACGAUACGCUACCCUGGGGUCAUAAAGAUAUUCCUCCUCCUCUCCCUCCCUUGGAUUAA